This is a messenger RNA of Rhagoletis zephyria (snowberry fruit fly), 312 nucleotides long. RefSeq names its product epididymal secretory protein E1-like. The record is from RefSeq and is a predicted model, not a curated record. Lineage: Eukaryota; Metazoa; Arthropoda; Insecta; Diptera; Tephritidae.
UAAUUGCAACUGUGUGUGUUGCGCUUUUACUGGCCUCCGCAUCGGCUACUAAUGUUAAGCAAUGCAAAAAUGGUCAGCCGUUCCCACUUGGUGUUGAUAUCGAGGGCUGUGACCAGCUACCAUGUAAUGUUGUCAAAGGCGGAAGAACUCUAAUGAAAGUCAACUUUGUGGGCACUCGCGAUAAUAUUAAGCAAAUAAGAGCCGUUGUACAUGCCACCGCCUUGGGCAUCACGGUGCCCUAUGAACUGCCCGAAGAGGUGGCCGACGUUUGCCGCAACUUAUUGUAUGGCGCUUCUUGUCCCAUCGACAAGU